AUGUCGAUCCAACGCCUCGUCCGGUUUGUGUCCAGUGAUGAUGGCAAGACUUAUUAUGGUGCUGCGAACGAAUCUCUCAAGAACGCAAGAAUUCUUGAAUCCGGAAGCCCUUUUUCUACUUCAGCUCAAAUUUCCGGCAAGGAGCAUACAAUCCAGAAGCUACUAUGCCCCAUUGAUCUCAAUGAUGCCCGAUCUGUUGUUUGCAUCGGCCUUAAUUACACGGAUCAUGCCGAAGAGGCCCAGAUGCCUAUCCCCAAAGUCCCUGUUGUCUUUUUCAAGCCCGUGACGGCUCUUGCUGGCCCUCAUGAUGAUCUUGUCCUUCCUCAUACCUCUUGGGAGAAGGGAAGACUGGACUAUGAAUCAGAAUUGGUUAUUGUGAUUGGCAAAAAGGCCUCGAGAGUCUCUAAAGAUGACGCGCUAGACUACGUCUUUAGUUAUACAUUCCACGCUGGAAAUGAUAUCUCGAACAGGGCAUGGCAGCUGGACCCCCAACUGGGUGGGGGACAGUGGUGUUACUCAAAGUGUUUCGAUUGCUCAGCACCCAUCGGUCCAGCCAUCGUCUCGAAAGACAUUCUAGGCUCUGCAGUCGGACUUGGAAUUCGUGGCACACUCAACGACACACAAUCACAAGAUGGCAACACCAACAACAUGAUUUUUGGAGUCGCUGAGAUCGUUUCGUUCUUGAGUCAAGGCAUGACACUUCUACCUGGAACAUUCAUUUUCACUGGAACUCCAGCUGGUGUUGGAUUUGGCAAGAAGCCUCAGAUCAGCGUGAAGGAAGGCGAUGUUACACAAGUGGAGAUUGAUGGUAUCGGAGCCAUUGUCAAUAAGGUCGUAUACGAGUAA
This is a messenger RNA of Fusarium graminearum PH-1, 846 nucleotides long. RefSeq lists its product as uncharacterized. Gene Ontology annotation, molecular function: catalytic activity. Lineage: Eukaryota; Fungi; Ascomycota; Sordariomycetes; Hypocreales; Nectriaceae. The record is from RefSeq and is a predicted model, not a curated record. Bases 1 to 846 code for a protein of 281 amino acids. The transcript is spliced from 5 exons.